CAUUUAGUAUUUGUUUGGACUUUGUCGUUAGCGGUUCGUUCUCCCGUUCGCUCGUUCGUUCGUUGUGUUUUUUGCGGUUUGCUUUUGAACAAAAUACAAAUAAAACUACACAAAAAAAUAUAUUUAUAAUAAUACUACAUACUAAAUGUAACAUGUAAUAGCAAAACGGUUUCUUACGAAACUCUUGUUUAUAACACGCGUUGAAACAAAAUUACUAAUAUAUUCUCUAUAGAAAAAAAAAAACAAAAAUAAAAUACAAAUUGUUAAACACACAACAAGUGCAAUUUAAUAAUACAAAAAAUACAACACAAACAACAAAGUGCAAAUGCUGCAUUGUAGCUGAACAAGUUUAUAAUAGAUAUAUUAUAGCGAUUUCGAUUCAUUUGUUUUUGGGGGAAAACUAGAGAAAAUAGUUUUCAUCUGUGCGUGUGCAGCAAGUCGCCGCAUGCGGCAUGCUUUAAAAUAGCAACAAGCCAACAUAAAAUAUAGAAAUACAACAACAAAAAAGAAAUUACAAAACGAAGACAAAAAAAUGUGUAAAUAAAAACGCACAUGAAUCCAAACAAUUCACAGUAAAAGCAAACACACCACCAACAACACACCUACACACGCACAUUCACACACACACACACACACUCGCAACGAGAACUAUCAAACAUCAACAACAACAGAGGCGACUUUUAUCAUCAUCAUCAUCAUCGACUGCGCUACGUAAUCAACGGGGGCAGCGCCGUGAAGAAGAGCAAAAGAAAGAGCAACAACAGCAACAGCGACGACGACGACGACGACGUCAGACAAACGUCUACAGAGUGUCUGUCUCUCCCGUCUAGUCUAUUAUAACGCAUGUCCUGCGGUCUGUGAGGAAAGAAGGAAGGAAGAGAGAGAGAGAGAGAGAGAGCGCACAAAAUAUAAUAUUGACUACUGCCUCACUGUCUGAAUACUGCCAGAAUGACUAACUGACAAACUGAAUAAUUGACUGAUUCCGCGCUUAGUUUCGUCUCGGCUCGUCUCGUGUUGUUUCGUCUCGUUUUCUUCCCCAUAAACAACACACCAAAAGCCCGCAUCAAAAAGUGAUUCCAGUUUAACAAUUGUUUCCCAAGUGCUUUUCUAUACAAAUGCUGCUAAAAGUUACAGUGUUUACACAACCUUCCCCUCCCUAUCUACACUAUAAAUAAUACAACCAAAUUAGAAAAAAGAGCAGCAAAUAAAGAAUUAUUGUGUGUUUGUGACAAAAUCAAGAAUUUUGGAUUAUUAACAAAAAAGGCUUGCACAUAAAAACAAACAAACAAUCUCUGUAAAUGGAUUACAACUUUUAUGGAUUAGCAGCUGAAUUGGCACAUUACAUAGAUGCAAAUGCAUUCGAUUAUUAAAGGCACUCGAAGAACGCCAUAAAAAUGUAUUUUGAACGCAAACAAGUGCGUAAAAAAUACUAAAAACGUCUAUACAAAAAAUACCAAACAGAUAAAGAGAGAUUCCUUAAACAAGGUCGCAUCUCUUUUUGUUUGCAACGAGAGCAAAUAAGGAGAAAAAGGAUAUAUCCAAAGAUAUCGGAAGAGAGGAGAGUAUUCGGACCACAGAAAGUGUCCGUGUUAUUUGAGAGACAGUCUAAGGAAAAACAGCAGCACAACGGCGACCAUCGGCUACCCAAUGAUGAAACGACGCUGGUCGAACAAUGGCGGCUUCCUGCGCAUACAGGAGGAAUCCUCCUCGGAGGUGACCUCCUCGAGCAACGGUCUAGUCCUGCCAUCGGGCAUCAACAUGUCGCCCUCGUCCCUCGACUCCCACGACUAUGGCGAGCAGGAGCUUUGGCUGUGCGGCGCCGAUGCCACCAGCGUCUAUGGCAACGUCAACGGCAACACAUUGGGGCAUGGCAAUGCCCAGCAGCAGAGCGUCAUUGCCGUCGCCAUGCACGGCUGCUCCAGCACCCUGCCCGCCCAGACAACCAUCAUCCCCAUCAACAACAACAACAAUACAAAUAACAAUAACAAUAACAAUAACAACAGUAAUGGCUCGAUGAAUGGAUAUGUGGCAGGUGCCACAAAUCUGGGCAAUGGGCAUAUGGUGGGCAGCCUGGUGAAUGGCAUGCAACAGCUGCAACAGAAUGGUCACAGUCUGAUCAAUUCCACAACCCCCACCCCUCUGCACAUGCAACAGAAUGGCCUCAAUGGGGCAGCAGCAGGUGGCAUGGGCGGUGUCGUUGGCAUGAGCCUCAAUGCUCUCCACCACACGAAUGGCAAUUCGAAUGGACUCGGUCCAGGCGGAGGACUCGGUGGCAAUAACAACAAUGGCAACAGCAACAACAACAACAACAGCAUGGGCGGACCCAUGGGCAUGGGCAUGCAACACACGCCGCGCAGUGAUUCAGCAAAUUCCAUUUCAUCAGGUAAUGACACACAACCAUACGACGAAAUGUCACAGCAAAUUUGCCUUUCUACAGGUCGCGAUGAUCUCUCGCCCUCGAGCAGCCUCAACGGUUACUCAGCGAACGAGGGCUGCGAUGCGAAGAAGAGCAAGAAGGGUCCGGCGCCUCGGCUGCAGGAGGAGCUGUGCCUGGUGUGCGGAGACAGGGCGUCGGGGUAUCAUUACAAUGCGCUCACCUGCGAGGGAUGCAAAGGCUUCUUUCGGCGCAGCGUCACGAAGAAUGCUGUGUAUUGUUGCAAGUUCGGGCGAGCCUGCGAGAUGGACAUGUACAUGAGGCGCAAGUGCCAGGAGUGCAGACUGAAGAAGUGCCUCGCGGUGGGCAUGCGGCCGGAGUGCGUUGUGCCGGAGAAUCAGUGCGCCAUGAAGCGGCGCGAGAAGAAGGCCCAGAAGGAGAAGGACAAGGUGACAAGUUCGCCCAGCUCACAGCAUGGCAUCAACUCCAAUUCGGGGCAGGGCAUUGGUGGCGGUGGCGCAGGUGGCAACCACGGUGCCCAUGAUUACGUCAAGAAGGAGAUACUCGACCUCAUGACGUGCGAGGCCCCCCAGCAUGCCACAAUUCCGCUACUACCUGAUGAUAUUUUGGCCGAAUGUCAAGCGCGCAAUAUACCUCCAUUAACGUUCAAUCAGUUGGCCGUUAUAUAUAAAUUAAUUUGGUAUCAGGAUGGCUAUGAGCAGCCAUCCGAAGAGGAUCUCAAGCGUAUUAUGAGUCAGCCCGAUGAGAAUGAGAGUCAGACGGAUGUGAGCUUCAGGCACAUCACCGAGAUAACCAUACUCACAGUGCAGUUGAUAGUGGAGUUUGCGAAAGGAUUACCAGCGUUUACAAAGAUACCCCAAGAGGAUCAGAUCACGUUACUCAAGGCCUGCUCAUCUGAAGUGAUGAUGUUGCGAAUGGCGCGACGCUACGAUCACAACUCGGACUCGAUAUUCUUUGCGAACAAUCGAUCGUACACACGAGACUCGUACAAAAUGGCGGGCAUGGCGGACAACAUUGAGGAUCUGCUGCACUUUUGCCGACAGAUGUUCUCGAUGAAGGUGGACAACGUGGAGUACGCGCUACUCACUGCCAUUGUGAUCUUCUCGGAUCGGCCGGGGCUGGAGAAGGCCCAGCUGGUCGAAGCGAUACAGAGCUAUUACAUCGACACGCUACGCAUUUAUAUACUCAAUCGCCACUGCGGCGACUCCAUGAGUCUCGUCUUCUACGCCAAACUGCUCUCCAUACUCACCGAGCUGCGCACGCUGGGCAACCAGAAUGCCGAGAUGUGCUUCUCCCUCAAGCUCAAGAAUCGCAAGCUGCCCAAGUUUCUCGAGGAGAUCUGGGACGUCCACGCCAUACCGCCCUCGGUGCAGUCCCAUCUCCAGGCCCAGCAGGAGGAGCAGGAGCGUCUGGCGCGUGCCGAGCGCAUGCGCGGCGCCGUCGGUGGUGCCAUCACUGCCGGCCUCGAUGCCGACUCGGCAUCCACAUCCUCCCAAGCAGCCCUGGCUGCGGCGGCGCAACAACAGCAACAGCAUCAGCAGCAACAACAUCAGCAGCUGCACACUCUGCCCGUGCACUCGCUGCCCGGUGGUUCAUCUGCUGUCUCUGCGGUCAGUACCAGCAGUGAUUACAUUGGCGGAGGCGGAGGAGGAGGUGGCGGUGGCGGAGGAGGCAAUAGCAACAGUGCAACCACUGCAGCGGCGAGCUCAUCCACCAGCAUCACAGCGGCGGUGCCGGCGAGCUCAACGACGUCAUCAGCGGUGGCCAACGGCAGCAUGUAUGCCAACGCCCACACGGCCAUGGCGCUGAUGGGCGUGCCCCUGAAGUCGGAGCACUCGACGACCACCGCAUAGCCCCUGCUCGGAGUGGAUCUAGGAGUAGGAGUGGGAGUGGGACUGCUAGGCAGCAUUAUUGAGUGAAUGUGAGGAGGGCGGGGCAGCUUGUAUACAAUACAAUACACACACAUACAUAUAGAUUUCAAAUCUGAACAGCGCAUGAGAAUCGAUUCGCAGAGAUAGAGAUCCCUCAUUUUUUGGAACUUGAUAGAUAAAAGUACGAGAAGUAAGCGUAAAAUGCAGUUAUUUAGUGUUAAGUCUGCAAAUAUUAGACCUAAGACGAUUAUGAAUAUACAAAUAAUGAUACAUAUAGAUAUAUAAAUAUAUAUAUAUACAGCGAUGAUAUAUGUAUAUGUGCAAAGAACUUCUUAACAUACACAACACAAAUGCUUAAACAACAAGAAAAUGGAACACACAUUUAGAAAGGGCGUAGAGUUAUAAAGCAGAAACAAAAAUACCUUAACUGAAGAGAAGAGAAGCGAAGAGAAGAGAAGAGACAAGAGAAUAAUUGAUAAAUUGUAUUAACUUAUGUUUGGGUGACAACUGCAAGCGCCUGCAAAACAGAAGAGAAUAAAGAUUGUUUAUAUUUUAAAAAUAUAAAAAAAAUACACACACCAACCACACACACACACUUAUAAUAAAGAAUAAUGAUAAUAAGAAUGAUUUAAUUAUAAUAGCAGAAGCAAGUGCAUAAUAUGUAAACUAAUUCAAAAGCAGCGACUAAAUUUGAUUUAUAAUUCCCCCAUACUAUAUAAACUAACAACCUAACUAAUAAACAUCAACUUCUAAUAUAAGUUAAAUGAUUCGAAAACAAAACUCUAACUAAAUCUAAAAACAAAAACAAAAAACAAAAAAAAAACAAACAAAAAAAAAACACGCAAAACUUGGACUGAUUUUAUAAAUAUUUUUUUAAUCAUAUUAACUGAAAACAAAACAAAACAAAACAAAAACUGUAUAAAAAAUAUAAGUGAAAUAACAAGAACAACAACAACAGGAGAAAACGACAUAUUUUUUAUUAUGCCCUCCUUAUAUUUUUAACACGUGAAUUUACGAAGAACAUUUUUUAAGCGCCGUCGUUUUUUAUACAAUUUUUUUCUCGCAGUUUAUUUUGUAAUUUUCUUGAUUCAUGGAAACAAAUUGGCGUCGUUGUUUUAUAAAUAUAACAAAAUUGUAAAAAUUGUAAAAACAAAAAGUGAUUGGAGUUUUACUCAAAAAGGCAUUAACGGUAUUAAUUAAACAAUUACAAAAAAAAGAAAAGAAAAAGAAAAAACGCCACAUGGAAAACAAAAUGCACUUUUUGCUAAACUAAAUUUGAAUAAGUUUCAAUCACUUGGCAUGCACACUCACAUACACACACACACACACACAUACACCAAAAGACUUCAAUAUUAAUUUGUAAAUUAAAAUUGUAAAAUUUAAAAUGAAUGCAAACUUGUACAUUUUAGACAUUAAAUUUAAAAUCUAAAAACACAAAACAAUUUGGCAAAAUCAAAAUUUUGUUUUCUAACAAAAACAAGAACAACAACGUGCAAACUAUUUAAUUUUUUAUAUAUAUAUUUUUUGGCAAUUUGCUUUAUUUGAAAUUAUGUUAUGCAAUUUAUAUUUUUAAUUUGAAUUUGAAUAUUUUGUUUAUGCUGCUUUUGCUUUUGAUUUUGAUUUUGAAUUGUAAUUUAAAACAAUGAAAGAAAGAAACAAAAACAAAUACAAAUACAAAUUGUUGGCCUUAUUUUAACUUAAAUCAAAUUUAUAUUAAUUUUAGUAGUGAUUUGUAAAAUACGAUGAGAAAACAAGAAAAUAACAUCAAAUAAACAAACAAUAUAUUAAUGUAAAUCCCAAUUAUUUUUUUAAUUGUGUAAAAACGUGGCAGACAUCUUUUUUGAAAUGUGCAAUUCUUUAAUUUUACUAUUAUUUUAAUUACUGUAUAAUUAUUUACGUUAAUUAAAUAUAAUUAUCACAUCCACACACACACACACCAACACACACACACAUACAUACGGACACUCAUAUUUAAGUAAAUUUAAUUUAUAUCCAUUGAAUUUCUUAUAUUGUAAAUGAUUGAAAUCAUUGAAAGAAUCAAACAUAUAAAUAUAUUAACAACACUCUUCAGAAUAGAAAACAGAUACACAGUGAAUAAUUUAAUUAUAAUUAAUCAAAUAAAUACAAAACUUAUAAGUGGAAGAAUCCCCAUUAAAAAUUAAAAACGCAAAAAACACACUCUUAAGUUUCUUCUUUACACAAUUGAUUUUAAUUUUAAGUUUUCUAGUAUGCAUAAAGCGCGUUUAAUUAUUAUAAAUAAUUUGUUUUGUAGUUUUACCUACUACGCUAAUAUGUAUAAAACAAACAUUUAUCAUAAUCUAUAAAUAAUUUUUACUAUUUUACGUAAAUGCAAGAAUGGAGCAUGCAAAAACAAAACAGAAAUAUACAAAAUAUACACAAUAUAUAUGAAAAUAUGUUGAAUGAAAACAGCAAAAAAAAAAAAAAAAACAACUGAAAUUCAAACAUAAACAUAAAUGCAGCAAAUGUGUUUUUAUUUAUUAUUUUCCCCAAUUUUCAUUCGGUUUAUUUUGAUUUAUUGAAGAGAAUGCGACAAGUAGGCAAAGACUCGUUAGACUUAAGCCCAAAACAAAAAAAAAAACUGAUGAUUGAUGAUCGAGUUUGUAUGUUGAUAAAUCGAUCAAAACAUGCGAAGCAAACGGCUGUGAAGUUGGCUUUUCAAAGAUUCUGAGUGUGGCUAUAAAAUGAUGAUGAAAAUGAAAUUGAUAUUGGAAAGCAGGCUAAGUAAAAAAAAAAUGAAAGAUUUCUGUUUGUAAUACUGGGAGAACUGAAAAGGGAUUUUGUGGAAGAGCUUCGAGGAAGGAAACGAACUUUAGUUAUAUUUGUAGUAGUCCAAGUUUUAGUUUUGCCAAUUGGGAAACUAGCAUCAAAAUUGAAAAAGUGAAACACAAGAAAUGAUUUUAAAAUGGGUCAAACUUGAGAGUAGAUCCUUAAAAAUAAUUGAAACAUAAGACGCGCUAUAAAAUAGCUUUAGAUAAUACUAAAACUAAUGAUUUGCUAACAACCUUUUUAAAAUUAAUGAAAUUUCUAAUUUAAUGAAAACAAAAUAUUAUAAUAAUGAUAAUAAAGAAAGAAAGAAUAUUAAUCUACCAGGCUGAUGGCAUGUCAAGUGUGAAUUAAAAUUAAGUCAAGUAAUUUAACCUAACAAAUAGUAACGAAAGAAUACAAUUACAAUUUAAACUCUUCUCGCCCUCGCUAAACGAUUUCUUUAAAAUUUGAUAACACCUAAGCAUACGGAAUACGGAAUACGGAAUACCCGAAUAAUGUGAAAAAUACCUAAGCCUACACCUAAGCCAGUAAUUGUAAAUAUGUAUGUAUGUACUUAUGUAACUCUCGCUCUAUACAAAGAAGCAUUACGACAAGCAACAAAUACGAAACAUACAAAAAGCAACCUGACAAAAUUAUAAUGAUGAACAUAAGAUAUAAAGUAACAACUUGUUGAGAUAUCCAUUCAUUGAAUUGAAACAAACCGAAGUAAACAAAGCAAAGUAAAACAAAACAAAACAAAACAAAUUAAGUGAAAACAAAUCGUUAUGUAGAUUUUUGAAAAUUUUCAAAACCAAAAAAAAAAAAAGAAAAAAAAAGAACAUAAAGAAACAUAAAAACUUUAUUUAAUUUUUAUGCACUGUUUUCUGUUAUGUGUAACUUGUAACUUGUUUUGCCCAUAAAUACAUUUUUAAUCUUAUCCUUAGAUGAUACGAUCCACAAAUAUAACCCAAUUGAGCACACAGCUAAAAAUGAUCCUUAUCAACAAAAAAUACAAAGAAAAUAUGCAAACCAAAAGAAGAGAAAUGAAAUGAAAUGAAAUGAAUGAGAAACGAAUUGAAAUUGAAAUUGAAAUUGGAGUUUUGUGUUCAACUUGUAGAUAUUGAUCCUGAAUUGAAAACUACCUCAAACGAAACAUUCAAAUGAAACACGAUUGAACGGUUUUUGAGCAUUAAUAAUAAACGUAACUACAAGCGAGACCUUAGCAUACAGCGCUAAACCACAAAUAUACUUACACACACAUAAAUACUUACAAAAACAGCAAUUAUUGAAUUUUCUUUUUUGCAUUGAAUUCGCAAAUUCCCAUAACCUCAAAAAUGGUUCUGUUCGAACUCCUGACGCCUUUUUUUCGAGGUACCUGUUUCGCAACACUCGAUGGUUAGCAUAAUGAGUCACACAAAAGAUGUUUCCAAAAACAACAUUUAAUUUCGAAUUAACCAAAGUUAAAAGAUGGAAAACAAAGAUAAAAACCAAUAAGAAAAUUGCUUUUUCAAUCACAUAAUUCAAUAUCUAAAAUCGGAUGCAAAAGGAGUUAAGUUUUAAGUUGUGUAGUUUUCUCACUGCCAAAAUUGAAAGUAAACAAACAAUAUAUUAUUAUUAUUAUACAAAGCAGAUAUAAUCAUACAAAUUUCCGUUAUUAUUAAAUACUAUUUGUCAAAUUUCGUUUGCAAUGUGUAGCAAUCAGUAAUAUACGAGUAAAUAAAUAAUUAAUUAUCUACGAUCUAGUACAUAGAGAUACGAAAAAAAAACAGUUCAAGUCAAUAUAGAUACGAUAAAUAUUGUAAUACAUUUAAAAUACGACUACGAGAAGGCAAAAACAACGCACAUUAUUCAACAACAAAUGCAGUUAGCAGGAAUGAAAAACCCCGGAAAAAAUACAUACAACUUAAAACUGAAUUGAUGGCAUUUUAGUGUUACGAAAUACGAAACAAAAAUACAGCAACAAACAAAAAAAAAAAAAACAAA
Messenger RNA from Drosophila albomicans, 9015 nucleotides. Its product is annotated as ecdysone receptor. Gene Ontology annotation, biological process: ecdysone receptor signaling pathway; cell differentiation; negative regulation of transcription by RNA polymerase II. The transcript has 7 exons. Gene Ontology annotation, molecular function: RNA polymerase II cis-regulatory region sequence-specific DNA binding; ecdysone binding; zinc ion binding. Lineage: Eukaryota; Metazoa; Arthropoda; Insecta; Diptera; Drosophilidae. The coding region runs from base 1648 to 4248 and encodes 866 amino acids. The record is from RefSeq and is a predicted model, not a curated record. Gene Ontology annotation, cellular component: nucleus.